CCUCCCUGUCCCCUCCUCCUCCCGCUCCUGCUCCCCGGGGCCCCCAGCCCGACCGGGCGCUGACAGCAGGGGCGGGGGUCCCCGCCGCCGCCACCGUGUCUCGAGCAGGCUCCGGCUGGUGCUGUGGAGUCCCUGGCACGGCCAUGGAUCGGCCCCUGGUGGCAUCGGCGGAGGAGGAACUGGACUGGCAAGUGGCGAGUCGCAGGAGGAAGGCCUGGGCCAAGUGCCGCGGCUCCUGGCAGGCGUCGGGGACGGAGGAUCUCUCCACAGAAGCGACGACGCAGGACGACGACGAGGACGACGACGAGGACCUCCCCGGCGCGAAACUGCCGGCGGCUGCGGGAAGAGGAAACGUGCCCAACGAGAAGAUCGCGAUAUGGCUCAAGGACUGCCGUACACCUUUGGGAGCAUCACUGGAUGAGCAGAGCAGUAGUACACUGAAAGGUGUGCUUGCGAGAAAUGGAGGAAGUUUUGAAGAUGAUUUGUCAUUGGGAGCUGAAGCCAACCACCUCCAUGAGAGUGAUGCUCAAAUUGAAAACUGCAAUAAUAUCUUGGCAAAAGAGAGAAGACUACAGUUUCAUCAAAAAGGGAGAAGUAUGAAUUCCACUGGAUCUGGGAAAAGUAGUGGGACAGUCUCAAGUGUUUCAGAAUUGUUGGAACUUUAUGAGGAAGAUCCUGAGGAGAUUCUUUAUAAUCUUGGAUUUGGACGAGAUGAACCAGAUAUUGCUUCUAAAAUUCCAUCAAGAUUUUUUAAUUCAUCAUCAUUUGCCAGAGGGAUAGAUAUUAAAGUAUUUUUGAGUGCUCAAAUGCAACGGAUGGAAGUAGAAAACCCAAAUUACGCUUUAACAAGCCGUUUUCGUCAAAUUGAAGUGCUUACUACUGUGGCCAAUGCAUUUUCUUCUUUAUAUUCUCAAGUCUCGGGUACUCCCCUGCAGAGAAUUGGAAGUUUAUCCUCAGUGACCUCUAACAAAGAGAUAGAUUCACCACCACCUUUAACUCGAAGUAACACUGCAAAUCGUUUAAUGAAAACACUAUCAAAACUAAAUUUGUGUGUUGAUAAAGCAGAGAAAGGAGAAGGCAGUAAUCCUUCCCCAGCAAUUGAAAAAGCAAAGAUGCUAAAUGUUUCAGUGAUUGAAGAAAGUGGCAAUAAAAAUGAUCAAAAGUCUCAAAAAAUUGUUAAGAAGAAAGAUUCAUCUUCUAUGUUGGCUACAGUUAAAGAAGAGGUAUCAGCUGGUUCAGCAACUGUAAGGGAGAAUGAUGACAUUGAUAGACUUUCUGAUGAAGCAAAUAGUAAUUUUAACCAAGAAACUGAAAGACUAGGUGAGCAACCUGGUAUUACAGAAUCUGAUUUAAAUAGUGAUUUCAACAUGUCCAGCCACACUGAGCUGGAAAAUAGCAGUGAGUUGAAAAAUGUCCAUAUGUCCACACCUGAAAAAGAGCUAUGUGCACCACUGACAAAUCCAUCGAUAAGAAAUAUAAUGACACAGCAGAAGGACUCCUUCGAAAUGGAAGAGGUUCAAAGUACUGAGGGAGAGGUUCCUCACGUUCCAGCCACUUACCAGCUAGGUCUUACCAAAUCAAAAAGAGACCACCUAUUACGUACUGCAAGUCAACAUUCUGAUAGCAGUGGUUUUGCUGAAGAUUCGACAGAUUGCCUCUCCCUUAAUCAUCUCCAGGUUCACGAGUCCUUGCAAGCCAUGGGGAGUAGUGCUGACAGUUGUGACAGUGAGAUCACGGUCACCUCAUUUGGUGAAGACCUUGUCACACCCACAGCACCAGACCAGCCUUAUUUUAAUGAAUCAGAGGAGGAGUCUUUCAUCCCUCUUCAGAAGGAAAGAGAAAAGGCAGCAAUGGUUACAGACAAAAGAAAAUCACAUAGCCAGAACUUCCCCAAAUGUGAGACUAUUGAGGAUAAAGGAAAUAAACCACCCACCUCUAGUCAAGGGCAUCAGGUUACUGAAGUUACUGAAAGUGAGGAGGAUGUAUCACCAGCACAGACAGUGGAGCUACUGAGGGAAGCAAGUGCUGAAAGUGAUGUGGAUAAAAGCAGUGAAUGUGAAUUUGCCCAGUAUACCACACACCAUAUUCUUAAAUCUUUGGCUUCUAUUGAAGCUAAAUGCAAUGAAAAGGCCUCUGAAGAUAAAACUGUGCCUCUGUCUUCUGUGGACAGAGUUAGUACAGCUUUGCAAAGAGCUCAAAUGAAGGUUUGCUGUCUGUCUAGUCAAAGAGUAGGGCGUAGCCUGAUAAAAUCAAAAGAUCUAUUAAAACAUAGGUACUUACUUGCAAAAGCUGGCUAUCCUCUAAGAAGGUCUCAGUCUUUACCAACCACUUUAUUGAGCCCAGUAAGGGUUGUGUCCUCUGUCAAUGUUCGCUUGUCUCCAGGAAAAGAGACCAGAUGUAGUCCACCUUCCUUCACCUAUAAGUACACACCUGAAGAAAAACAGGAAUUGGAAAAAGAGGUGAUCGAGCCUGAUAGCCAGUCCUUAGUAAAAUCCACUGUUUUUAUCCCGCCAUCAUCUGUGAAGAAAGAAGAAGCCUCUCAGAGUGAGGUGAACCGGUUGGAGGAAUACUACCAUCAGAGGACUCCUCCCUCUUUGCUGUAUGCUCCGGCACCUGUGUCUCAGUCCACCUGUUCCCUUCACUCUGUCCACUCUGAGUGGCAGGAGAGGCCCCUGUGUGAGCACAUGAGAACUCUGAGCACUCACAGUGUCCCCAACAUAUCAGGUGCCACCUGCAGUGCCUUCGCUUCCCCUUUCGGGUGUCCUUACUCACAUCGACAUGCUGCGAACCCUUAUCGAGUGUGCUCUUUGAACCCUCCUUCUGCCAUCGAAAUGCAGUUGCGAAGAGUGUUGCAUGAUAUUAGAAAUUCCCUAAAGAAUCUUUCACAGUACCCUAUGGUGAAAGGGCCGGAUCUUGCUGCUGCUCCGUAUAGUACUCAGAAACCAUCUGUUCUACCUCUUUAUGAAAAUACUUUUCAGGAGCUCCAGGUAAUGAGGCGGAGCCUGAAUUUGUUCAGAACUCAAAUGAUGGAUUUAGAAUUGGCAAUGCUGCGUCAGCAAACCAUGGUUUAUCAUCAUAUGACGGAGGAGGAAAGAUAUGAAGUUGAUCAGCUCCAGAGUUUGAGAAAUUCAGUCCGAAUGGAGCUUCAGGACCUGGAAAUGCAGCUGGAAGAGCACCUGCUGGGCCUGGAGGAGCUUUGCGCCGUGCGUGUGCCUUCUCCUUUCCACUCCUCAACACUUGUGGGAAUGUGUGGCAGUAGAAGCGCUGAUAACUUGUCAUGCCCUUCUCCAUUGAAUGUAAUGGAACCAGUCACUGAACUGAUGAGGGAACAGUCGUAUCUGAAGUCUGAAUUGGGCCUGGAACCUGGAGAAAUGGGAUUGGAAAUUCCUCCUGGAGAAAGCUCAGAAUCUGUUUUCUCCCAAGCAACGUCAGAGUCAUCUUCUGUAUGUUCUGGUCCCUCUCAUGCUAAUAGAAGAACUGGAGUAUCUUCUAGUGACUCAGUGGGCAAACCCAAAACCCAGUUAGUACAAAGCAAGAAAGUAUUCCGAGCAUCGGUGGCCCUAACACCAACUGCGCCUUCUAGAAUAGGGUCUGUGCAGACACCUCCAGAUGUGGAAAGUUCUGAGGAAGUUGGAGCAGCUGAAGAAGUCGCAGAGGCUAUAGAACCUAAAUCUGCAGUAGAAGAAGGGCAUGGAAAAAUCCCAUUAAUGCCAGUUACUGAGGAAAUGCAUAAAAAUGUAGAGCAAGAUGAGUUGCAGCAAGUCAUACGGGAGAUUAAAGAGUCUAUUGUUGGGGAAAUUAGACGGGAAAUUGUGAGUGGACUUUUGGCAGCAGUAUCUUCAAGUAAAGUAUCUAGUUCUAAGCAAGACAAAUAGUCAUUAAAUAGAAUUUACAGGUUGGCUUGGACCCUAUUACCUAUGUAAUAUUGGAGUUAAUCAUUGGUAUACAUGGUGAAGGUGUUACUUGUGCUUCAGAAGAUGCCUGCUGCUGACUUGGGCUACUGUAUACAGUGUACAAUGUUUAUUUCUCCUAUGCAUACCUUUAAAAAUACAUAGAAAUUUAGGCACUUUGCUGAACUUUAUUUCUUUUCUGAACUGUCAAAACUGUAGCAGUUUGAAAAGCCUAAUAUUUAUUUGUAUGACUAUAUUUUUCAGUUGAUCUGUAGAAUUAAUUUUAAAACUUGAAGACUUCCAGACUUAACCUACUUAUAAAUAACAUAUUUCUUCAGACUGGCUUCUUAAAACACUGACCUCUAUGAGGUAUUUACUGUGCAAUAACUGAUUCAUUUUUUGAGAGCUUGAAGCGACCAAUGAUUUCCCCUCCACUGCUGUUAAUUAGUGUCACUUCCAAGAAGAAAAACUGUUCUGUUGUAAAAAUUGCUAUUAAUUCUUGAGGAGGUUACUAACAGCAGUAUGAUAGAAUUAUAUGAUAUUACCUAAAUCUACUUAAUGUUUUUACACUGUAGGCCUUGUUGCUUUACCCAAGACAAAUAUUUUAUUAUGGCUUACUUACUAUUUUUCUUUUGGAAAUGUGCCUUAUGUUAAACACUAUGUACUUUUUGCAUUGUCCAGACAUCUUUAUUUUAAGGAGAUAUUUCUUCUAUCUUUUAGACAGAAUAGUAGAAUAUUUCCAAAAUAAUGGGGCCUAUGACUUGAAUGGAUAGAAAUGAAUAAGCUGGUUUUUGUUUUUCAAAAUGGAAGAAAGUUAGAUUUGUUCUCAUUCAUAAAUGGUUUUAAUUCAGUCUAAACCAGUGAAAACUGUUUUUAUGCAGAAAAGGAAAAUGGUUUUCUAUUUGGUUUUCUAUGUAUUAAAUAGAUGUGUAAAGUAAUAACCAGAUGUUAUUGGAAUUUUUCUUUCAGCAUUUAUAAUUUUCAACUCCUUAUAUUUCUUUGUGUGUGAAAUUUUAAUCAAGAGUGGUUGCAAUGUUAGCAGUAUUCUUUGAAAGAAUAUCUAAAAGGUUUAUGCAUGUUUGAAUGAUCACACAAAGGCUGAUUUCUAAAAAAAAUAUUAAAACAAUAAAGUAUUUAUUUUGCCUAA
This is a messenger RNA of Choloepus didactylus (southern two-toed sloth), 5037 nucleotides long. It is a transcript of the gene ITPRID2, whose product is annotated as ITPR interacting domain containing 2. Bases 144 to 3875 code for a protein of 1243 amino acids. The record is from RefSeq and is a predicted model, not a curated record. The transcript has 18 exons. NCBI's taxonomy places the organism in Eukaryota, Metazoa, Chordata, Mammalia, Pilosa, Megalonychidae. Gene Ontology annotation, molecular function: signaling receptor binding.